UCGUGCUUCGUAUUGGUGGCUUCUUAUAACAACAAAACAAAUAUAAUUUACACUAGUCAAUCUUGAGCCAGCGCGGAUAUUGGUCGUGUAUUUUAAGACUUCCGUGACGCUGCAGAUUGCCGCAAACAUGUCAGACACCACACAAGUGCCGAUAGAACAUAAUCCCAAAAUACUGUCCGGACCAGUUCUAACGAACUCUCCGAAUGCCUUUCUCUCCAAGACUCUCCUGAACCGAUACCAUGACCUGCCCAUUCCGCACGAGAAAAUAAUAGCCACCUACAUUUGGAUUGAUGGCACAGGAGAACACUUAAGAUGCAAGGAUCGAACACUCAACUUCAUACCUAGACAUCCGAAAGAACUACCAGUAUGGAACUUCGACGGUAGCUCUACGGGUCAAGCUGACAGGAAGAACGCGGACACCAAUCUCAUUCCACAGGCCAUCUACAAGGAUCCCUUCAGACGUGGCAACCAUAUUCUUGUGAUGUGCGACACCUACAAAUACAAUAUGGAACCAGCAGACACAAACCACCGCGUGAAAUGCCAAGAAGCGUACGACAAGUGCAAGGACGAGGAGCCGUGGUUCGGUGUGGAGCAGGAGUACAUCUUGCUGGACGCUGACCUGCGGCCGUUCGGCUGGCCGCCCGGCGGCUGCCCGCCCCCGCAGGGACCCUACUACUGCGGCGUCGGCGCUAACAAGGUCUUCGCCAGGGACCUUAUACAGGCGCAUUAUUUAUGUUGCCUAUACGCCGGAGUUCCGAUAUCGGGAACGAACGCAGAAGCGAUGCCCUCUCAGUGGGAGUUCCAAGUGGGUCCCUCGGUGGGAGUCUCAGCUGCUGACGACCUCUGGAUCGCGCGUUUCAUCCUCCACCGUUUAGCCGAAGAGUUCGGAGUCAUUGUAUCCUUUGAUCCGAAACCAGUGCAGGACUGGAACGGCUCGGGCGCACACAUGAACUUCUCUACCAAAACCAUGCGAGCUGAUAAUGGUAUUGUUGAGAUCGAGAAGGCGAUCGACAAGCUGUCGAAGGUGCACAUGAAGCACAUCAAGGUGUACGACCCGCGCGGCGGCAAGGACAACGAGCGCCGCCUCACCGGCCUGCACGAGACUGCCAGUAUUAACGACUUCAGCGCUGGCGUAGCAAACCGCAGCUGCAGUAUAAGAAUACCGCGUAACGUGGCCACUGAGAAGAAAGGCUACUUGGAGGACCGCCGCCCGGCUUCCAACUGCGACCCUUACGCUGUCGUCAACGCGCUGCUCAGGACUUGCGUUUUGGACGAGUGAAGAGUUAAAUACUCGAGAAGAAAAGCAUUUUUUAUAAUAAUAUAUGUAUAUUAUAUCACGUGUUGAACGAGUCAAAAGUCCAAUACUAACGAAAUAAAAGCCAUAUGUUAAGUACGAAAGAA
Colias croceus (clouded yellow) is the source of this 1401-nucleotide messenger RNA. RefSeq names its product glutamine synthetase 2 cytoplasmic-like. NCBI's taxonomy places the organism in Eukaryota, Metazoa, Arthropoda, Insecta, Lepidoptera, Pieridae. The transcript has 8 exons. Bases 128 to 1279 code for a protein of 383 amino acids. Gene Ontology annotation, molecular function: glutamine synthetase activity. The record is from RefSeq and is a predicted model, not a curated record. Gene Ontology annotation, cellular component: cytoplasm.